Messenger RNA from Trematomus bernacchii (emerald rockcod), 3447 nucleotides. It is a transcript of the gene slc22a23b, whose product is annotated as solute carrier family 22 member 23. Gene Ontology annotation, biological process: transmembrane transport. Lineage: Eukaryota; Metazoa; Chordata; Actinopteri; Perciformes; Nototheniidae. Gene Ontology annotation, cellular component: membrane. Gene Ontology annotation, molecular function: transmembrane transporter activity. Bases 1 to 1911 code for a protein of 636 amino acids. The transcript is spliced from 10 exons. The record is from RefSeq and is a predicted model, not a curated record.
AUGGCAGCCGGCCGGCUGGAGGCGCAGGACCACCCGCCCGAGAACGGCUUCACCCCGCUAGAGCACCCGGUGCCCCGGCUGCUGCCGCACAUCGACGGCUCGGUGCUACCGUCCCUGGGGGGCUUCGGGAAGCAUCAGAAGCAGCUCGUGGUCCUGACCUGGAUCCCGGCAUUGUUCAUCGGCUUUAGCCAGUUUUCGGAUUAUUUCCUCCUGGCUCAGCCCCAUGGCACGUGCUUGCAACCCCUCACCAACGAGACCAACUGGACCGCGGGACCCCCGCCGGUCACCGUUCCCGGUGGCGCGCCCGCGUGGCAACUCAAAGGCAACGGCACCGGGGGGGGACUGGGCGACAGCAACGGUAUGCUGUGCGCGUGCAAGGAGUGGAGGCUCGAGCUGCAGACGGGACUUAGUCAGAAUGUGGUUACCAAGUGGAACCUGGUGUGUGACUCAGCCUGGAAGGUGCACAUUGCCAAGUUCUCUUUGCUGGUGGGCUCCAUAUUUGGCUACCUAGUGAUGGGUGUCAUGGCUGACUGGUUUGGUCGACACCCGGUGUUGAUUAUCUCGGUGCUUUUCAUGCUGGGGUUUGGUGUGAGUGUUGCCUUCUCUGUAAACGUCACCAUGUUCAGCACCUUGCGCUUCUUUGAGGGUUUCUGCUUGGCGGGCCUCGCUCUCUCCCUCUACGUGCUCAGAAUCGAGCUUUGUUUGCCAGCCUGGCGCUUCUCCAUGACCAUGGUGGCCAGUUUUCUGAUGGUGGCCGGGCAACUACUGAUGCCAGGGGUGGCUGCUCUGUGCCGCAAUUGGCCGGAUCGGGAUGACUGGCAGGUCCUGCAGAUUGUCAUAAUCAGCCCCUUCGUUCUGAUGCUGCCCUAUGUCUGGAUUUUCCCUGAGUCGUUGCGCUGGUUGCUGGCCACCCAGCACUACAAGAGGUCCAAAGUCAUGAUGCUGCGCAUCGCCAGGAAGAACGAGGUUAACUUGACAACUGAGCCCAGUGGAGUUUUUACAGAGCUGGAGCAGGAGCUGCACAAGAAGCCCCAGAGGACCUGCAUUGUCAAGAUGAUGAGCACCAGGAACCUGUGGAAAAACAUUGUGGUGCUGUGUGUCAACUCGCUGACAGGUUAUGGGAUUCACCACUGCUUCGCCCGCAGUAUGAUGGACCCGGAGGCCCAGCCAAUUGCUCUGUGCCAUGCGGACUACUACACUAUGGCUGGCAUCGCCGUGGCAACCUGCCUGGCUGUUUGCCCCGCGGUGGGAUUGAUGGGUCGGCGUGGAGGGCUGCUCACCUUCAUGAUCAUAACAGCCCUGGCAUCGCUACUGCAGCUGGGAUUACUCAACCUAUUUGGGAAGUACGGCCUUCGCCACGACACAGUUCUGCGCGAUACCCUGAACAGGAAAUUCUCUGUGGCUUUCUCCAUCAUCGGCAUGUUCUCCUCUCAUGCAGUCAGCACACUCAGCAUAUUCUUUUGUGCUGAAAUUACUCCUACUGUCAUCAGGGGUGGAGGACUUGGCCUGGUCCUGGCCAGCGCCGGCUUCGGCAUGCUCACUGCGCCCAUCAUGGAGCUCCACAACCAGAAAGGCUACUUCCUGCACCACGUAAUCUUUGCUUGCUGCACCCUGCUGUGCAUCAUCUGCCUGCUGCUGCUGCCCGAGCCCCGGGGCCAGCCCCUGCCGGAGAGCAUGGCGGACGGAGAGACCUUCACCCGUCAGACGCUGCUCCACCCAGGGGAGCAGCACCUGCUUCUCGCCAAGACUGACGGGGACUACUCCCGAGUCCACGACACGCCGCUACACCUCACGACCACUGGGGGCGCUACGGUGGCAGCAGCAACCGCUCUGGCAGCGGUUCCUGCCUCCUACGCCCUGGCCACUGGAGGGGAGGUGAUUGGAAAUCAUGCCAUAGCCAAUGGAGUGUGAGCAAUAGCAAUUGUUGAAUACUAUUGCUCAAGCAUUAACUUGAACUGGAACAUUUUCAAGGGAGAAAAUAACUUUUCGAAUGAACCAGAUGAACUCUUUAAUGCUGAGAUUUGAGACGGUGACGAUAAUACAUUUGUGUAGUUUGUAGUGAAUAUGAUUCAUUCAGGAGUUGCCAAAAAUAUUGUACUGGACGAAGUUUACCUGAAGUCAGUGUGUGUUUGAUAAUAUGAAAGUCUUCAGUGGUGAUUUGUCUUGCUCUGUGGUCCGCUUUGUCGAGAAUGAUUUACAGGUGAAAGGAGCAGACGCAGGCAAGUGAGAAGGGCAAAGUGGAGCAGACUAUCUUUCAAUAACGUGUGCUCUGUGACUUUUCUGUUUGACGUUUUGACUCGUUGAGAGAGGAUCUCACUGCAUCUUAUAAUUCUUUAUAAGUUAUUUUUGCACUAAAUGUCAGAGACACAAUCAAGUGUAAGGGAUUUUCGGCCAACAUGUUGGCGAGUGGAGACCCAGGGAUUGGCUAAACCACUACCACUGUUUUCUUUGCAUGAAAGGGCACAAAUUGUUUUACAUGUAUUGUUCUUCUUAUUUGUGGUCCCUUUGCUAGAAGUCCAACGUGGCACUUUAUCCUCAGAGAUGAGGUCAGUGUGGGCACUGAUUUUUUAAACAGAGCAUUACUGUUUCUGGUGUGGGUGUAUGAUGGUUUUCUCUUGUGCGGGGAACAGCCGGAGACCUCUGCAGAAUGUAAGUGUAGCCUGUAGCGACUGCUGAACAAAUCUGAGAGUUGAACGGACAUAAGUGUGCACAUGUCUUAUGACGCAUUUCAGCAUUUUAAUGGCUUUAUGAUGGCUCUGUUGUUUUUAACUAAACAGAGAAUGUAUUUCAAGAAAACCAGUAUUUAUUUUUGUCAUGCUGCCAUGGGCAAUUUUGUUGCUUGAAAUACCUCCUUAACUAGCAAAUAUAUUUCCACUCCAACUCACUCCUUGUUCUCUGUACCGUGGUAAUGUUGUACUCCUGCUCCUAGGAUGUUUUACUCUAGCCAGAAAGCACAAUGUUUUACAGUUUUUUGAAGUAAACGUUUGUGAAGAUUAGAUUAGAGCAGUGUGUUCUGCACAGUCCUGGCCUAGUUGUUAUUAGUGUACAUUUAUACACUUUACUACGUAAGUAUCCCUUAAGCCUGCAUUAAAAUGUAAGGUAUGUAUACAUGUACCAUUCAUUCAUAAUGUGUGGACCAUCGACUUUUAUAGGAUAUAAGCACAUUGAAUAGAUACACCAUUUCUUUCAUCCAAAUAUACGUGAAUCUUACAUUUUUUUAAAUCACAUUUAGUGCUCAGUACGUAUUUUGAACACCCUGUAUGGUUUGCUAGAUUGUAUGUUUUCGACAGUUAAACACUCGGAGAAAAAAAAAUAACUCAACUACUAAUGUCGUUUUCUAAGUGUUAUUUUUUUAAUAUGAUGCAUUUGUACAAAAAGCCAUAGGCCUACAUGUUUUGAUAAUAAACCACUUAAUUUAUUAUGUCAAUAAAAGAACACUUGAUGUGA